GAGGGAAUGUAGAUAGAGACUUGGUUUUAACUGUUGGGUUUAGCAGUGCACUCAGCAGUCCUAUCCACUUGAUAAUGAGAUUUCUCUUUCUCUGAUGUGUUAAGUCUAGUGCUGCUACUUUUGUGUGUGUAUAUAAUGGAUAUUGUAUGUUUAAUUAGAGUUUAAGUUUUGAAGAGGAGAGGGGAAGGGGUCUUAAUUUUUAAAUAAAGGAAAGGCAAAAGACAGAGCAGAAGAGGGUAGUAAAGCAAAAGAGAAGAGGUCUUUCUCAGACACAGAUCCCUAUGGAAUGCAGGAAGGAUGCCCAGCAUUGCUUGCUGGAACUCAUUCUUUUUGUUUAGUUUAAAGGAACUUGCUUUGUUCUCUUUAGAAAUCUUUUCAGAGAGAGAAACAAACCAUUUAGAUUCAGUUGCAGGAGUUGGAUUUGUUUUUUAGAUGAGUGGUUGGAUUUGAUCCAAUCCAUUUCUGCAGCUAGAGAACAAAAGGGUUUUUUAAAAAAAAAAGAAAGUUCAGAAAAUGGAGUGGAGCAUAGAGAGAGAAAUAUAUGUUGGCCUAUGAUUAGUUUAUUUGUCCCCAAUGAUUGAGUUGCCUUGCCUCAAGAGAAACACAAAACAUACCAAAGAAUCUCUGCUAAGCUAGAAAAAGAGAUGAAGUCCAUGAACAAUGAUGAUCAUAGCAACAAUAAUACUCACUGGUUAGGCUUCUCCCUCUCUCCCCACAUGCAAAUGGAGGUUCCUUCUGCUUCUAAUCACCAUUACCAAGCUCAGUCUGCAACUUCUUCUGUUCCUACUGCAAUCUCAGCAAGCCUUUUUCACUCCCAAUCACAUUCACACCUCAGCUAUGGAAAUUUAUUUGAUGUUGAAGGUGAAAAUGGUGGCUGUUACUCUACCUUGCCAGUAAUGCCAUUGAAGUCUGAUGGGUCUCUUUGUUUAAUGGAAGCUCUAACCAGAUCACAGCUUAAAGCAACAAUGGUAACAUCUUCAACUCCAAAACUGGAGGACUUCUUUGGUGGUGCAACAAUGGGGACCCAUCACUAUGAAACCAAUGAUAGAGAAGCUAUGGCUCUUAGCUUGGACAGUAUGUAUUAUCACCAAGACUCAGAACAUCAGCCCAACAACCAAAAUUGCUUAAACCAUCUUCAGCAAAACCCCAGCAGGCACCAACAACAUCACCAGAUUCAAGUCCAGCAAUACCCAUAUUAUGAUACUAACUUUAAAAGCUAUGAAAUGUUUGUAGGAGAGGAGCCCAAAGAGACUCAGCAGGCUUCAGAUUGCAAUCUUCAGCUUCCAACAGUUGGAGAUGAUGGGAUAAAGGGAAUGAGGAAUUGGGUUUCAAGGAACUACACAAGUAACCAUGCAAUGGACCAGCAGAAGAUGAUAAGUUGCAUGGGUGAAAAUGGAGGUGAAUCUGGAGCUAUUAGUGCAAUGGCUUAUGGAGAUUUGCAGUCUUUGAGCUUGUCUAUGAGUCCUGGCUCCCAAUCAAGCUGUGUUACUGGUUCUCAACAAAUCUCACAUGCUGGAACCGACUGUGCAGCCAUGGAAACCAAGAAAAGAGGGCCUGAUAAGGUGGAUCAGAAGCAAAUUGUUCAUAGGAAAUCCAUUGAUACAUUUGGGCAGAGAACUUCUCAGUAUAGAGGUGUCACAAGGCACAGAUGGACUGGGAGAUAUGAAGCUCAUUUAUGGGACAAUAGUUGCAAGAAAGAAGGACAAAGCAGAAAAGGAAGACAAGUUUAUCUGGGGGGCUAUGAUAUGGAAGAAAAAGCUGCAAGAGCUUAUGAUCUAGCUGCUCUCAAGUAUUGGGGUCCCUCUACUCAUAUCAACUUCCCUUUGGAAAAUUAUCAAAAAGAGCUUGAAGAAAUGAAGAACAUGACUAGACAAGAGUAUGUUGCUCAUUUGAGAAGGAAAAGCAGUGGAUUCUCCAGGGGAGCUUCCAUGUACAGAGGAGUAACAAGGUCUAAUCUAAUAAACCUUAAUUUACUUAACAUAUUUAAAGUUUGUUGUCUUAAAAAAAGAAACUUUGUUUACUUGUCUCAAUUUUUUUCCAGACAUCAUCAACAUGGAAGAUGGCAAGCUCGGAUCGGAAGGGUUGCUGGAAAUAAAGACCUUUAUCUAGGAACAUUUAGUACCCAGGAGGAGGCAGCUGAAGCUUAUGACAUAGCAGCUAUAAAAUUUCGUGGGGUUAAUGCUGUAACCAACUUUGAUAUAACGAGGUACGAUGUUGAACGAAUCAUGGCAAGCAAUACGCUUCUUGCUGGAGAGCUAGCAAGGAGAAACAAAGACACAGGAUCUGGUAAUGAGGCUAUAAAUCACAAUCCUUCAACACAAAACGGCAUUGGCGAAGCCAUUCCUUCACUGAAGAACGAUGAAAGUGAGCCAGACUGGAAAAUGGUUCUCUAUCAAUCCUCCCAGCAGAUUGAUCAAAAGGCAACCAAUGCUAUGGAUAACUACAAAACUCAGAUCUUCUCAUUGAACCCAGAUAACGUGAUAGGAAUUGAUUCCAUGAGUUCAGUUCAUCAGCAAGAAGUAGAAGACUCAACCAAGAUGGGAACUCACUUGUCAAAUGCUUCUUCAUUGGUAACAAGUUUAAGUAGCUCGAGAGAAGGCAGCCCAGAUAGAACUCGUCUGCCAAUGCUCUUUGCAAUGCCACCCUCAGCGACGUCCAAGUUAUUAACAAAUCCAGCAAGUAAUAUGAAUUCCUGGAUCCCAACAGCCCAAUUGAGGCCUGCAGUCUCCUUGCCUCAGCUGCCAGUUUUUGCUUCUUGGACAGAUGCAUAGACUAGUGUAAUUAAGUUAAAAAAGGUUCUUCCAUGGGGAAGAAAACUAAAACAAGAGAUAGAAAAGUGAGAUUGGAUUUUAUGUGGGUUUUGCUUUAAUUAGUUAGUUGAGAAAUUUGGUGAGAAAAGGAGGGUUAAUGAAGCUGUAGGCAGCAACUUUUCAUGAACAAGAAGCUGAAAUUUUUAAAACAUUAUCCUUUUUAGCAUUCUCUUA
Molecule: messenger RNA, 2984 nt
Organism: Manihot esculenta (cassava)
Lineage: Eukaryota; Viridiplantae; Streptophyta; Magnoliopsida; Malpighiales; Euphorbiaceae
Product: AP2-like ethylene-responsive transcription factor ANT
Exons: 8
Coding region: 645-2771 (708 amino acids)
Biological process (GO): regulation of DNA-templated transcription
Molecular function (GO): DNA binding; DNA-binding transcription factor activity
Source: RefSeq, a predicted model, not a curated record